AUGCUUUCCCAGAUCACCAUUGCCCUUGGCCUCUUCAUGGCCGGAGCUUCUGCUCAACAGGCUGCCAACUGCCAAUACCAGUCACUGAAGUGCGGCUCCGUGCUUCUAGCUGCUCCAUUCACCUAUACCGAGGCUCAGCUCACUGCCGCUAUCAACGACACCGCAUCCAUUCCCGAAUUGGACACUGCCCAGAUCUCCCAGACCCUGUUCCACUGCACCGACAUCCUGGGCACCGUCACCGGAAAUGCGUUCUGCUUCGCUGGCUGUGAUUCCAAGCCCGGUGUUCGCAACGACCAGUGCAUCUUGUAA
Messenger RNA from Penicillium antarcticum, 309 nucleotides. RefSeq lists its product as uncharacterized. The record is from RefSeq and is a predicted model, not a curated record. Bases 1 to 309 code for a protein of 102 amino acids. The transcript is spliced from 2 exons. NCBI's taxonomy places the organism in Eukaryota, Fungi, Ascomycota, Eurotiomycetes, Eurotiales, Aspergillaceae.